AUGGGCAACGGCAGCUGGGAGGGCUGCCACGUGGACUCGCGCAUGGACCACCUCUUCCCGCCUUCCCUCUACAUCUUCGUCAUCGGCGUGGGGCUGCCCACCAACUGCCUGGCGCUGUGGGCCGCCUGCCGCCAGGUGCGCCAGCGCAACGAGCUGGGCGUGUACCUCAUGAACCUGAGCAUCGCCGACCUGCUGUACAUCUGCACGCUGCCGCUCUGGGUGGACUACUUCCUGCACCACGACAACUGGAUCCACGGGCCCGGCUCGUGCAAGCUCUUCGGCUUCAUCUUCUACACCAACAUCUACAUCAGCAUCGCCUUCCUGUGCUGCAUCUCGGUGGACCGCUACCUGGCCGUGGCGCACCCGCUGCGCUUCGCCCGCCUGCGCCGCGUCAAGACGGCCGUGGCCGUGAGCUCCGUGGUCUGGGCCACCGAGCUGGGCGCCAACUCGGCGCCGCUCUUCCAUGACGAGCUGUUCCGCGACCGCUACAACCACACCUUCUGCUUCGAGAAGUUCCCCAUGGAGAGCUGGGUGGCCUGGAUGAACCUGUACCGCGUCUUCGUGGGCUUCCUGUGCCCCUGGGCGCUCAUGCUGCUGUGCUACCGCGGCAUCCUGCGCGCCGUGCGCGGCAGCGUGUCCACCGAGCGCCAGGAGAAGACCAAGAUCAAGCGGCUGGCGCUCAGCCUCAUCGCCAUCGUGCUGGUGUGCUUCGCGCCCUACCACGUGCUGCUGCUGUCCCGCAGCGCCGCGCACCUGGGCCGGCCCUGGGACUGCGGCUUGGAGGAGCGCGUGUUCCCCGCCUACCACAGCUCGCUGGCCUUCACCAGCCUCAACUGCGUGGCCGACCCCAUCCUCUACUGCCUGGUCAACGAGGGCACCCGCAGCGACGUGGCCAGGGCCCUGCACGACCUGCUGCGCUUCCUGGCCAGCGACAAGCCCCAGGAGAUGGCCAGCGCCUCCCUCACCCUGGAGACCCCGCUCACGUCCAAGAGGAGCCACGUGGCGGCGGCCAAGGUCGUGGCAGCCGGCUGGGCGGUGGCGCCGACCUCCCAGGAGGAGCAGGUGCAGCUGAAGAUGCUGCCGCCGCCGGUGGCACAGUGA
This is a messenger RNA of Pipistrellus nathusii (Nathusius's pipistrelle), 1101 nucleotides long. Lineage: Eukaryota; Metazoa; Chordata; Mammalia; Chiroptera; Vespertilionidae. The record is from the annotation of a GenBank genome assembly.